AUGCUGUCCGUUUAUUUCAAAAUAUUUCGAGUGGCAUCCGAUCGAGGUGCGCUUAUGCGUCAAUCUCCCGGAACAUGCAGACUAAGUCAUCAUCUCCCUAAAGCAAAGCAAAGCAAUAUUCGUGGUAAUUACAGACCUCAGGAUUCGGUGGUUCAGCAAGAGUCACGCACAACCGAGUGCGAGGAUUCGUCGCUGCACAGCAUUGAGAUUAUUCCGAAGCGGAAAAGCACUGAUGUCAACUCGGAAGUUCCAUCUAUGACACGGCGAGCACAGGCUGCACAUGCCCGACUGCAACCGAACAACUUGCUGGCGAAGGCCUAUGAACACUACCACAUCAAUGGUCCAGGUAAAACAGCUCGUGGAUCGAAAGAGAAGAUAGUCUACAUGAGGGAACGAAAAGCGCUGAAAACUAUUGGUAUUGUUGUUAUGGACUGUACACACCGCCUUCAUUAUAUUCAUAAGCCAAAGGAACCGAAAGUGACGAAAAAUUUAGGCUUCAUUGUUUGUUGGAUGCCAUUUUUCGUCAUCUAUUUGAUCGAAGUGUUUGCCACAACUGUCAAUACAUCUAAUGUCUUCAGAGUGAUCAACGAAUUCUUUCUUUGGCUUGGCUAUUCGAAUUCGGUGCUGAAUCCUAUCAUAUACACGAUGUACAACGGUGAUUUUCGGCGCUGUUUCCGGGACUUGCUCUCACUUGGAUGUGUACAGCAUCAUCGACGAACAAUGAGUGUGAAGAAACUUCAUCAGCAAAGUAAUAUGUUCUGA
Molecule: messenger RNA, 762 nt
Organism: Angiostrongylus costaricensis
Lineage: Eukaryota; Metazoa; Nematoda; Chromadorea; Rhabditida; Metastrongylidae
Source: the annotation of a GenBank genome assembly